Messenger RNA from Aureococcus anophagefferens, 222 nucleotides. RefSeq lists its product as hypothetical. The annotation marks the transcript as partial. Lineage: Eukaryota; Pelagophyceae; Pelagomonadales; Pelagomonadaceae. The transcript has a single exon. The record is from RefSeq and is a predicted model, not a curated record.
GUGGGAGAUUCUGUCUCAACGGGCACCUUCGUUGGAAAAAAUGUGAAGGUCGGAACCGACGAUGGCAGCGAGGUGGGUACAAAGGACGGCUCUUUGCUGUCUGUAGGCCUCCGGGUCGGCUCAACAGAAAGUGUCGGAAGUCGCGUCGGCGUCGGUGAUGGCAAGGAUGUCGGAGCCGAGGAUGGCGUAUCCGUGGGGAAAAUGGUCAUAUUCGGAUUGUAA